UCCUUUAAGAUGUGCCAGGUUUCAAGUCAUUUGGAUGAGAACUUUUUGAGUUAUCUUUCCCGCCAAUUUGGAAAACACCGUUUCGAGAAAAACGCGUUUAAAGUUUUGGGUUGUGUAAAAACAUGAUUUCUGGAACUUAUGGUUAAUCGGCGAUACCGGGGCCAUAGAUCACUCCUUCCUCGUGCUCUUAGCAUUUUUUAAACAUUGAAUUGGUCGAUGAACCUGACGAUAUAAAACAGCCAGUUAAUAGUAGUUGUAGAUUUGAAGGUUUUCACCCAAUUACAUUAGAUGAAUUUAGAGUUAUUUGCUUUUCAUUAGGAAAAUCGACUGGAGUAGAUAAUGUUAAUCUAGAGUUAUUCAAGAUUGCUUUCAUGUCAUUGGCCACAUCUUUCUGGACCUUAUUAAUAAAUCAUUGCAGAAUGGACAUGUGCCACAAAUUUGGAAGGAAUCCUUAGUGGUUCCUAUUAAAAAAGUUGCUAGAACGAUUAAAGCCGAAGAGUUUCGUCCUAUCAACAUGUUGCACACAUUAGAGAAAAUCUUAGAACUUGUUGUUAAAGGCCAGUUGUUGGAGUUUCACCGUACCAACAGAUGACGGACGUUCUUCAGUCUCUCACCACUAGUUUCUAUUUAAUUUUCGUUAUUUCACUCCGUAAACGCUUAAACUGACUGCGACGAAAAUAACAUCAAAUCAUGGCUUUUGAUACUUUUUGUUUUGUUUUUGUUUUGCUGUGCGCUACAGCUGUCAAUAUUGCAUAGUAGAGUGGUCCCAUGAUUAGCUAGGGUUCCCAAUCAUUUUUAAUCUUAAAUAAAGUCUGAUUUGCUCAAAUUCUAAGGGGGGCGUAUUGCCCGGGUGGGGCGUAUUAUACCGAGUUACCCUAUCGAGAUUACAGCGCUUGCAGAAUAAAAUAAUGCGCUUGAUUUUGCGAUGUAAUAGAUUCACUUCCUCAACUUUGAUGCUGGACGGUUUGCGGUUUGCUGUCUCGAUAUUUGUGUGAUCGAAUUGAAAGAGAAAGUGAUUAUGAUAGAUAUAAUACUAUAAACGCGGUUGAAAUAAGAACACCACAUUUCUUGACUUGUGCUUCACAAAAUUCUUCAUUUUUUAAAGGAAUAAAUGUUUUCAAUUCGAUGCCUAGACACAUUAAACGUGCAACAACAUUAGCAGAAUUUGAGAGACAUUGCAUUUCACACGUUAAAACUGUCUUUUGAACGGUUAUCCAGUGUGUUUUUUAUGAAUUGACAAAUUAUGUAUCUUGACGAAGUUAUGCUGGAUAGCUGUUAUAACGAAUUGUUAAUAAUUAUUGUAGCACUGCAAAAACUAUUUUGUUCGCCACGAUGGUGAUGGAUUUUUGAUAUUUGAUUUAAUAGUAGUAGUAAAAAAACACUUUUUUUAGUAGUCUACAAAGGUUUGAGCCUCGCGCGCGUAUUACGGAUAUAGAGGACUGAAUUUAACAUUAAAAAAAAAAAUUGCAAUUGUGAAGAUUAUUUGGAAGAUACCUUGAGUUAAUAGUAAGUUUUCUGACAAAUGUUGUGGGUUCGUGAGCAUUCCUGACAUUGCUGAAAAUUAUGAUAGCAUCAGAUUACGGGGUUGCUAGUAUAAUAGGAUGCUUUGUUGAUUGUUCACUAAGUUAUAACUGAUUUAGGAACUCAGCACUCACCAACUACCUACUCGGAGAUCAAACAUACAGCACCCGGUCGACUCAGGCGACAAGAGCAAGCUCCGGAACACCCAGGGUCGACUAGCUACCGGGUUAUCAGAGGGUUUCGUGAUACAAAAACGAAGAACGUUCACUUUUCUUUAAACGCAUUUAUUCGCCACUUUCUGUAUUAUGUGCGUGUUGUUCUGUGUUCACAAUUUCGUGUAAUAUGUGUCGUGCAGCUUAAUCACGUUGUUUACUGUACCGGCCAGGACUGUCUUGCAUCAACGUAGAGAGAGCAAAGUCAGUGAUGAAAAAUAUUGUAUUACUAUUGUCGCGGACAACGCGAUAGUCCGAGAUACCACUGCACAAGCGACACAGAACAAGCAGAAACCUAAACCUAUUGUACCCACACGCCGCACAUAAUUGUACUUCGCUCUACACUCCACACAGCAGGAAAAAACAAACAGCUACAUCACGUAGGAAUAUCCUCAUGACUCGAUCACUCUCGAUCGAGUCGGUAGGUAUAAAAGUACCGGCACCAAACUUUACCUAUAAUCAGUACAAAUCGAACCAUUAUACGAAUAACACCCGUUCAAUAUACAAUUAAUUUCUAACGCCGCGAGUUCAUCUCUUUUUCUCCUGACCGAAGCCAACCACAAGCCAAUCAAUCAGUCUUUUUCAAGACUACAAGAGUUUAACUUUCUGUGGCUAAAAUCCCCUGAACCAGUGACCAUUUCCGGAUAGUUCGCUCAACCGUUGCCAGGCGUUGGAGCUCAUCGAAGAGGAUCCCAGUGCGUGGACAUCUUUUUGGUCCUUCGAACCGGAUAAUUGUUCCGUUCGAAGUGGAAUCAACUUCACACGUGCCGUCGCUUUGUUGCGACCUCACCGCUGCUGCUGCAGCAUCAUCACCGUUGUUCAUUGUGAGCAAUACAAUCGAUCGCCGAUCGGACGGUGCACCUUUUCUGUGGUUUGGUCUGGUGGAGAAGAUUUGGACUCUGUGAAAACUCCGUAAAACAUAGAAAAGUGGACAGUAAAAGAAAGCGCAUUUGAACGCGCAAGUGCGUUAGUGGUUGGAUUCGUUUCGUGGGUUUGAUCGACAAAACCCACACCUCGACUGCUGUCGUUUCCAGGUUUGGCCGUCAAAACCUGUGCCGUCACGUUUCCUGGUUUGGGCGACAGAACCUGUGCCAUCACGUUUCCAGGUUUGGGCGUCAGAACCUGUGUCAUCCUCGUUUCCAGGUUUGGGCGUCAGAACCUGCGCCAUCGAUUGUGAGUUGGGUGCUUGGGUUGGCGUGUCGACUGGUGAGUACUCUCGUAGAGUAAGCAAGGUUUUCGGAUUUUUGAUUGGAGGAGUGGACUGGCAUCGAUUUUUAAGAAUUUGGCUUGGGUUGUGGUGGUAAUUGGUAGUCUGUCUUUCACGUGACGAUCUCAGCAGGCGAUAUGACGUCGCUUCGGGAACGGUCAAAAGCAUUGAGCGUCAUUACGGACGCAAUACAUACCAUCGAGAACUUCGUCAAUACUUACGAUGCCGAGGUCGAUCGAGACAAGAUCGACUCUAGAUUGAGUAGGCUAGAUUUAUUAUAUGAUCGAUUUACUAACGCUUCAAUUGAGUUGGAAUUGCUAAUGGAUGAAAAAUCCGAAACAAAGGCUACGUUUAUGAAGAGCCGCAAUGAAAUGGAGGACAAGUACUACAAUUUGCAUGACUUUCUCACCGCAAAUAAAGUGAACCGCCAUAUUGCUGCUAAUACCUCUCAGGUUUCUACAUCUGUAGUGCGCUUGCCAAAAAUUGAUUUGCCAACUUUUGAUGGCGAGAUAGACAAUUGGAUCCCAUUUUAUGAUGCUUAAUAAUAGCUUAAUCCACAACAAUAAGGGUUUGGCUGCUGUAGAUAAAUUCCAUUACUUGAUGGCAGCACUCAAGGAACCCGUCAAGCAACUCCUUGAUACGACUAGCAUUACGGGAGAUAAUUACAGGAUCGCUUGGGAUUUACUGGUCAGUCGCUUCGAUAACAAGCGCCUGCUAAUUAAAAACCAUAUAAACUCUCUUUUCGCCAUUGAGCCUGUGAAAAAGGAAUCUUCUGCUACCAUAUUGUGCCUGGCUGACCAAUUCGAACGCCAUGUAAAAAUCCUAACGGCGUUGGGGGAGCAGACAGAACAAUGGAGCUCCCUGCUCGUGCACAUGGUGUGCAGUCGCUUGAAUCAAAGCACUUUGAGGGAAUGGGAACGGUCAACAGGUAACGAUAAAGAGAAGGUUCCUACGUAUGACGAGCUGAUAACCUUUCUGAAAGAUCAAGCUCGGAUCUUGAUGUCCUUGAACAGUGGAACCCUGGUACCCUCCCCUCCAAAAGAUAAACCCCGUUUCUCUGUUGCUCAUACCGCAUCCGUUGCAAAAUCAUACCCACCAAAAUCCUUCAGCUGUAUCGUGUGCAACCAACCGCAUCGGAUUUACGAUUGCGAGGUGUUCAAACGGAUGUCAAUCGAACAGAAGCAAGACACCGUCCGCAAGAAGAAGCUAUGCUGAAAUUGCUUAUCAUCGAGUCAUCUCAGCCGUGACUGCUCCUCCAAACCCUGUCGGAAGUGCAACGAAAAACACCACACACUUUUGCAUUCUUCCUCCCCUAACGAUCGUUACACCCAACCCCAAGUGAAACCACCUACUGAAAAUCUACAAUCCACCACCUACACCGGAAGUGGAGCCGUGGUCCCGGCAUCAUUGUCCACUCCAAUUCCACCAUCACCAAUCACCUCGUCCGCCACCCACCAACCUCUCACCAACGCAUUAGCUGCAGCAAGCUCUUCCACCACCACCUACUCGACUGUUCUAUUAUCCACCGCCGUGGUAAAGGUCCACGGCCUGUCGGGGAGAUCUACAUUUGUUCGAACCCUGUUGGACUCCUGCUCCGAGUCAAACUUCAUCACCGAAAGAAUCGUUCAGCUUUUGGGAUUGAACCGACGAAAGCAAGCUGCAAUUAUCGCUGGAAUGGGUGGCUCUACUGUCAACAGUACUUACUGCACCGUAGCAGAUUUCAGUUCUGUUAAUUCCACCUACUCUAACACACUGACGUUCAGCAUCCUCUCCAAGAUCACCAACGAUCUGCCCUGUCGGGCAAUCGACAUUUCGCAAUGGAACAUCCCUCCUGAGUUAGUCUUGGCAGACCCAGAUUUUGCUUCGCCGCAAAGGAUCGAUAUGGUUAUCGGUGCUCAGCUGUUCUUCAGUCUUCUGCAGGAAGGACAGAUCCCAGUAAAUGCUGGUCCUUCUGAACACCAGCCUAUUCUCCAACGUACCGUGCUCGGAUGGGUAGUAAGUGGACCUGUUGCCAUCGAUACCGCUAGCCAAGGACCUGAGCGAGUCGCUCUGUUGUGUACCACCGAUGACUUGGACCAACAACUGACUCGAUUCUGGGAAGUCGAGAGUUGCCCUCAAAGCCGUGGACUGUCUAAGGAAGAAUUAGCUUGCGAGAUGUACUUUUCCGAAACUACCACCCGCGACGAAUCAGGCCGAUUCGUUGUACGCCUGCCGAAGAAAGAGCACGUCUUGAGUCAACUUGGUGACUCCGAGAUCGGUGCCCUUCGCAGAUUUCAAUGGAUGCAACGUCGACUCAGCAAGAACCCCGAUUUGAAGGCCCAGUAUGUAGACUUCAUGGCAGAGUACAUAGAACUUGGCCAUAUGGUUCCCGUAGACCCAUUACAAGACAAAAUCCAUACCCGCUCGUUCUAUCUUCCCCACCACGCCGUGCUCAAGCCGAGCAGCACUACCACUAAGUGCAGAGUGGUUUUCGAUGGGUCCAGCAAGUCUUCUACAGGAAUCUCUCUCAAUGAUUGCCUUAUGGUGGGACCUACUGUUCAGGAUGCAUUAUAUGCUAUGGUCAUCAGGUUCUGCAUGUACGAAGUGGCUUUAGUUGCAGAUGUAACCAAGAUGUAUCGCCAGAUGUGGGUACAUCCUGACGAAAGGCGUCUUCAGCUCGUGUACUGGCAAAGCACGACUGAUUCACACGUCCAUCCCUACGAGCUGACCACGGUAACAUACGGCACCGCAUGUGCACCGUAUCUAGCUACUAGGUGUCUACAGCAAUUGUCCUACGAUCACUCGGCGAGCGAAACCGAUGCUGCAGCACGAAUCGGUAAGGAUUUCUACGUGGACGAUUUCCUCAGCGGUGCUGACACUGUGGAAGAAGCAACUCAGCUACGUUCUGGAGUGCAGAGCAUCCUCGCGUCCGCAGGGUUCGAACUUCGAAAGUGGUCGUCGAAUUCAUCCGAAGUGUUGUCACACAUCCCGGACAACCUGAAGGAUGAUAGGCCAAUUGUCGCAGUUGAUGACAUCCAAGGCUCCGUCAGCACACUCGGUCUGCUGUGGCACCCUGAAUCGGAUACCUUCUGGUUCAAAGUUCCUGAGCGAUUCUCUGAUAAUCCGAUCACGAAACGAAUCGUGGUCUCCGAGAUGUCCAAACUCUUCGACCCAUUGGGUAUCUUGGAGAACCCGGCCGAUCUCAUCUCGAGGGGUGUCGAUCCCUGCGAGCUCGUCAACAACGCACUAUGGUGGAAGGGUCCACCGUGGUUAACGUCCGAUCCAGCGGAGUGGCCAAGUAUGUUUCCAGUCCAAGCCGCCUGUGAAUUUCCUCCCGAAGUUCUCGAGGUGAAGCUUCGUACGCUUGCAGCCGUCACUCGAUCCACCGAAGCUCCCGACCGCACACUGUUCACCCGCUACUCGUCACUAACGAGACUCAUCCGAAUCGCUGCAUAUUGCCGCAGAUUUGUGCGGUACUGUCGGGUCAAGCUCGCUGGAUUCCACCUACAAGCUAUUCCGUACCUUACCUCAGCAGAACUCCUUCAAGCACAAGAAGGCCUUGUAAAAGUUGUGCAAAAUGAGUGCUUCAGCCAAGAAAUCGCUAUGCUUCAGGCCAGAUGCGAAGCGGAUCUCAAGAAAUCCCCAUUACGUACCUUGAAUCCCUUCAUCCACGAUGAUGUACUUCUGGUCGGUGGCCGGCUGAACCACUCUUCAUACUCGUUCACGCGCAAGCAUCCAAUGCUUUUGCCUGCAGCGCAUCCGUUCACUUCACUGCUCGUUGAUUCGGUGCACAAGCAGCUUCUCCACGCUGGACCGCGUGCGAUGAUCGCACACAUCCGUGAACAAUAUUGGCCAUUAAACCUCCGUAACCUGGCACGGAGACACGUCAAAUCCUGCUUGCGUUGUUACCGCACACGACCACAAGCAGUACACCAGCUGAUGGGCCAACUUCCGAAAGUUCGCAUCACUCCGACCCGUGCGUUCCUCAACACGGGCGUUGACUUCUGUGGUCCCGUUUGGCUGAAGGUACCAGUACGUCGAACGAAACCAGCUCCACCGAUCCGAGCAUACGUCGCUGUAUUCGUAUGUAUGGCUACGAAGGCCGUACACCUCGAAUUGGUUGGCGAUCUCAGCUCCGAAGCCUUCAUCGCAACGUUGAAACGGUUCGUUGCACGGCGAGGCAAGCCAAUCGCCCUGUUCUGUGACAAUGCCACCAACUUCAAGGGCGCAGACAGGGAACUACGAGACCUCUGCAAGCAACUCAACGAUCAACAACUACGACUGAAGAUAGCAUCGUUCUGCGCUGAAUCAUCCAUCCAGUUCAACUUCAUCCCCGCGAACGCUCCGACAUUCGGCGGCCUUUGGGAGGCUGCAGUCAAGGCUUUCCAGCAUCAUUUUCGGCGAGUCGUCGGCUUGGAAUCCCUGUCAAGCGAUGUAAUGUGUACCAUCCUCUGCCAGAUAGAGAGCUGUCUCAACUCUCGGCCACUGACGACCCUAUCUGAAGACCCAAGUGACACGGAAGCCCUCACACCGGGACACUUUCUGGUCUGAUCAGCUCUCCAAUCAAUCCCGGAGCCCGACCUUGCCCAAGUUCCCAACAACCGGCUUUCGCUUUGGCAGGAGGUGCAGCGCAGAACCCAAACCUUUUGGAAACUCUGGUCGACGGACUACCUUCAUCAACUACAGCAGCGUUCGAAGCACUACUACCGGCAGCCGAAUGUUCUGGUCGGCAAGCUGGUACUCCUGAAGGAUGACAACCUACCACCGCUCAGGUGGAGCAUGGGUCGAAUCGAAAACGUCCACCCCGGCGCGGAUGGCCUCGUCCGUGUGGUGACCGUCAGACUGGCAUCCGGCGCAGUAUUUGACCGACCGAUCGUGAAGAUCUGCCUGCUUCCCAUCGACGAUGACGCAAGAUCCACCUCCACUUCCGGCGAAGUGCCCGGUGACCCUGACGACAAUGCAGCGCCCGCUGCCAACCCAGAUGAUUGAUUGUGAAGUAUUAGUUAAGAAGUGAAUUUACUGUUAAAUUUUAUGAAACACAUUUUUCAUGGUGGCCGGUAUGUCGCGGACAACGCGAUAGUCCGAGAUACCACUGCACAAGCGACGCAGAACAAGCAGAAACCUAAACCUAUUGUACCCACACGCCGCACAUAAUUGUACUUCGCUCUACACUCCACACAGCAGGAAAAAACAAACAGCUACAUCACGUAGGAAUAUCCUCAUGACUCGAUCACUCUCGAUCGAGUCGGUAGGUAUAAAAGUACCGGCACCAAACUUUACCUAUAAUCAGUACAAAUCGAACCAUUAUACGAAUAACACCCGUUCAAUAUACAAUUAAUUUCUAACGCCACGAGUUCAUCUCUUUUUCUC
Molecule: messenger RNA, 8289 nt
Organism: Ochlerotatus camptorhynchus
Lineage: Eukaryota; Metazoa; Arthropoda; Insecta; Diptera; Culicidae
Exons: 1
Coding region: 4615-7470 (951 amino acids)
Biological process (GO): DNA integration
Molecular function (GO): nucleic acid binding
Source: RefSeq, a predicted model, not a curated record